AAAUCAGCAGAAGCCGCACAAUUCCAGUUACGGGUACAGCAGCUAGAAGAAUCCCAUCCACCACCUCUGGGCGGAGAAUUGCGCGAGGCCAGCAAAGAGAUCCAAAAGUGGAAAGAAAAGGCUGAAGCUGCCGAGAGAAAGGCAGCGCGGUUCCAGAGAUUCACGACCCGAAUCAGAAGCAUCCACAGCUCUCUCGCCAUGGCGGAGGGAUCCCGUCAAAGCGGCGACGACGAGGUGAUUUCUCUCGAGGGGAGAGAUGCUGAAGGGUCUUAUCGGGCUUGUAGGGUUCGAUUUACAAAGAGUUUGGGGAGUGAAGCUUCUGGUAUCGCGAGAUUUGAUGGCGUUGUUGCUGAAGAGGUGCAAGAUGACUUGCAUGAGAGCAAGAGCGACGAAGAAACGCCAUCGACGGAUGGACUUGGACAUUAUCGAGAUUUUCAUGGAUUGGAUGGAGUGACGAGCCCGCGGAUGGUGGACUUUGGGUCUGCGGCUGUGGCGAUGUGGAUUGCUGCUCAGGAAUACCUUGAGAUGGAAGAGGGUGAGGCUUCUGGUGAUUCGGUGGAAGUUACUACGAGUGGGAGUUCUUUGGAUGUGUGGGAGAUGGCGGAUGAAGACUUUUGA
Molecule: messenger RNA, 618 nt
Organism: Trichoderma harzianum CBS 226.95
Lineage: Eukaryota; Fungi; Ascomycota; Sordariomycetes; Hypocreales; Hypocreaceae
Exons: 1
Source: RefSeq, a predicted model, not a curated record